AUAGACUUCAGUCGUGGGUGGCGGCGGGAUUCUGUGGAGCGUCUGUUGGCUUGUCGACUGCGUUUGCAUGGGAGGACCUCCCGCUCCCCAUUGACCCCGGGGGGACCAGAGCGGCGCUGUCAUCCGGGAGAGCACGAUGAAGGGGAGAGAUUUGAACAUGCCACCGGAUCGAGUGGAGGAAAAUGAAGCCCCGGGCCCAAGCCAGGAACGGGCUCGCUCCAUGGCAACGCAGCGAUACGUCCUCCGUCCUUCUGGGCGCACGGUACACGCAGAGCUGUCGUGCAGCCUCCGGUGUGCGUUGCUGCGAGUGCCCCGAGCACUGCUCGACGGGCAGGCGUCUAAAUUUUGCGAACUCCUGGAAUAGAGUGUGACCCAAGCGUGACGCCCGCAUCAACCUUUGAAAUAAAACCACCGGGCACCCCUCACCGACCGCUAUCUUUUCCCGCUCGCCGCGUCUCUCCUCUCCCUCUAUCACCUCUUUGGCCUCGCGCCGUCGCUGGGGCUCUGUGUACGAAGUUCAUAGCUGCUCACAGCACUCACACUCCUUUCCCGAUCCCCCUCCUUCCCUCGACGCGCUCACGAUGCUCUCCAACAUUAUAUUCCUCGCCGCCUCUGCCGCCCUCGCGCGCGCCCACGGCACCAUCUGGGGCCCGGGCAUGUACUGUGCCAACGAGGGCAACCCCAACGCCGACUACCCGUCGAAGCAGAACUCGUACCACACCGGGUACCCUCUCUAUCAGCUCCCCUGGGACCAGUUCUGGCUCAACAACAACCGCAACUGCAAGAACGACCCUCCCCCCGAUGGCGAGUUCAUGGAAGUGCCCGCCAACGGCGUGAUGAAAGUUCAGUUCGCUAGCGCCCGCGCCCACACCAACUACGGCUGGGACGGCAAGUUCUACACCGGCUUCGUCGAUGGCUUGACAGGCUACGACGUCAACAUGAACGAGCCCAACUGCGUCACCUCGCCGAACAUCCACGCGCAGAACGCGUCCAUGGUCGCCGGCUCCGCCUUCGCGAUCGCCUACAAGUCCGACAUCAACGACGUCGGCCUCGAGGACAUGGUCGUCUUCUCCGUCAACCAGCACGCGCCGUGGAUCACCGUCGACUACGAGUACGAGGUCCCCGACCUACCCGCGUGCCCCGACGGCGGCUGCAUCUGCGCCUGGAGCUGGAUCCCGAACGGCUGCGGCGAGGCGAACAUGUUCCUCAACGCUUACCGCUGCAAGGUUACCGGCGCGACUAGCCAGCGCACCCUCGCGAAGCCCCAGGCGCCGGUGUACUGCGAGAACGACGACUCCGCAUGCGUGAAGGGCGCCAAGCAGCUCAUGGUUUGGCACCAGGCCGACGGUAUCGACAACAUCAACGUCGACAACCGCAAGCAGGCCAGCGGCAAGUGGGCGUCCCCAGCCUACAAUGACAAGUGCGGCUUCGCGCACGGCGCGCAGACUGACAUCUUCGCUGAUGGCAACGACUCUGGCUCGUCGAGCAGCGGCAACAACAACGGCGGUGCUUCUGCCUCUACGGGCGGUAAUGUCAACGUCGCGUUGCCUGACUCUUCGACCUCGAGCGAGGAGCAGCAGUCGACUUCUUCCUGGGAGCAGCCCACCUCCACCUGGGAGGAGCAGCCCGCCUCAACCUCCUCUUGGUCUGAGCCGUCUUCAUCCUCGUCAUCGUGGGUAGACUCUUCUUCGGCGUCGGAGUGGAGCGAGCCGACGACGUCCAGCUCGUGGUCCGAGGAGCCGGCCUCAACCUCAUCAUGGGAAGAGCCCUCCGCCUCGUCCACCUGGUCUGAGUCGUCGAGCAGCGAGUCCAGCUCGACGUGGUCCUCAUCCGCCGCUGACUCGUCUGCCACCAGGCAAUGCCGGUCCCGCGCCUCCCGCCGCAGCCUCCGCGCCCGCAACGCGCACGCGAACCACCGUCGCGCCUCGCACGGCGGCCUCUAAAUGGCCCCGUCGCCCGCGCCGGCGCCGUACAUAACCAACUCCUCACGGACCGUCCUUGUACAUCACCUAGCGCCGCCUCCGACGGCCCGCCUCCGCCUUGCCUCCUAACUCUACCUCCCCCUAUUCCCCUCACGAUCGUUCAUACCCAUGCCCGAGCUGCUGCUGCUGUACCACCUCGGGCGCAGACCGGAGUUCCAUGUCAUGCUGGCCCAGUGGGAUGGCUCACGUUCUUAGAUUCACGACGAUCUCACCACGCCUGGCUGCUACCGCGGGCUCGCGCGCUGGCCCGCCUUCGCCUUCGUCCUGUUCCCGUCCUCUUUGCUCUCAUCUAUCCUUCGCUGUUCGCUGUUCUUUCUUCCGUACUUCCUUCAUCCCACUGGUGGUUUUCCUCCCGCUUCGUUCUCACCUUAUCUCGUAUGAAUUACUGUGCCAGUACUUACCCACCGUCCUAGUGCGCAAGCAAUCGAUGUUUGUGUAUCCGCUGUCCGUAGAUACUCCCCGUAUCCUGACUGAACGCGGCCGACGACGCCUAGUAUUGCUGCCAGAACUCACGCGAGCUGGGUGAGAUGAUGCGCUUGUUCGUUCGUUGUAUAUGAUACUGUUUGUGUGUCUGCUACUGUACCGAGGCCGUGUGUACUGGCUACCACGCUCAAUAGAGGUUCGGGCAACCCGAUAGCAUCGUGUGCAGUCUUC
Messenger RNA from Schizophyllum commune H4-8, 2636 nucleotides. RefSeq lists its product as uncharacterized. NCBI's taxonomy places the organism in Eukaryota, Fungi, Basidiomycota, Agaricomycetes, Agaricales, Schizophyllaceae. The coding region runs from base 582 to 1943 and encodes 453 amino acids. The transcript is spliced from 8 exons. The record is from RefSeq and is a predicted model, not a curated record.